AUGGCCCCUCUCGGCGCUAUCCUCGGCGGUUUGUUCAGCGGUGGCGGCGGCAGUAGUUCUUCAGAUGCCAAUGCCAGCGCCGACGCGUCAAGCUCAAACACAAACACUGCCAGCGGCGGAGCGGGAGGAUCUGGAGGAUCUGGAGGUGCGGGAGGUGCGGGAGGACAAGGAGGCUCGGGAACUGGUGGCAAUGCGGCCGGAGGACAGGGCGGCAGUGCGGCCGGGAAUACCAAUGGACCCGUGACAGCCGGUGGCGCUUCGGGAAACUCGGUCAGCGGCAUCACAAGCCAGAGCAACGGGGGAAACACGGCUAUUGGGCCAGUCUCAGGUGGCGACGCUCAAGGCGGCGAAGCUGACGCUGAUGGGGGAGACGCCAGCGUCGGCCCCCUCGAGAACGGAAACACCAGUGUCGGUCCUCUCUCCAACGGGAACACCCACGUUAACGAUGAGUUCAACCCGACUUUCAACCCCACGAUAUCACUCAAUCUGCAGGGCUUUGGAGAUUGCUACAACGACCCAACACACGGGCAAAUGUAUGGACAGGGCAUGGCAGCACACGCUGGACCGCAGCAGCAUGGCGGACAGCCUCAAUAUCCUGGACAACCGCAGCUCGGCGGGCAGCCUCAAUAUCCUGGACAACCGCAGCAUGGCGGACAGCCUCAGUAUACCGGACAACAGCCCUACCACCCGCAGCAUGAAGAUUACGACGACCCAUCGCAGUAUGACCCCGAGGACGACGGCAGCGCAGAACAAUGGCCGCACGAUCCCAGCCAAGGAGGUGCUGGCGGCGCUGCCAUGGGGUUGCAAGGGACUUCCAUGGCGAUGCAAGGGUCUCAGGGCUCGAUGCAUCCUUCCCAGGGCGGUGCCAUGGGCAUGGACGAGUCCGAUCACUACGAUCCCGAGCAUGAAGCCAUGACCAGCAUGGAUGCAGACAACGAACACUACGAAGAGUAUCCGGAAGGCGACGAGGAAGAGGAAGAGGGAAUGGAAGGCUACGACCAGGGCUACGGACAGGCUCAGGCCGUCUACUAG
Fonsecaea nubica is the source of this 1032-nucleotide messenger RNA. RefSeq lists its product as hypothetical. Bases 1 to 1032 code for a protein of 343 amino acids. The transcript has 2 exons. The record is from RefSeq and is a predicted model, not a curated record. Lineage: Eukaryota; Fungi; Ascomycota; Eurotiomycetes; Chaetothyriales; Herpotrichiellaceae.